AUGAUAUCACCCGUUAAAGAGGCCACGAACGUGCAGAGUCACGAACAGGCUAACCUGCACGACAAACGACACGCCGUGCAGAGCGACGACGGCGAACAUCCUCACAAGAUUCGCCGCCUAUCAGACCUUCAACAAGCCUUUCCGGAUUCCCUGGUGAAAGACCUCACUCCUGAGAGCCCUCCCGAGAUCCCCCCCUCGAAGCUGCAGAGUCAGCUUCCAUCUCCGUCUGCCACAAAAACCGAUGACAUCCAUCGCGAAUUGUCUCCUGUACCAGAACGAAAGACAAGGUUACCGGAUAGGCACACCGAGCGCGCAUCUGCGAAGAGCGCCCGCUCGCCUUUAGAACUAUCGGACAGCGGUGCACUUAUGGAGAAGUGGCUAUCAAGCGUUCUGCCUAGCGAGGAAUACGCUGUCCAGGACGACAUGAGUCUGCCACCCUCGAAAUGA
Exophiala oligosperma is the source of this 447-nucleotide messenger RNA. RefSeq lists its product as uncharacterized. The transcript has 3 exons. NCBI's taxonomy places the organism in Eukaryota, Fungi, Ascomycota, Eurotiomycetes, Chaetothyriales, Herpotrichiellaceae. The record is from RefSeq and is a predicted model, not a curated record. The coding region runs from base 1 to 447 and encodes 148 amino acids.